Molecule: messenger RNA, 1512 nt
Organism: Anarrhichthys ocellatus (wolf-eel)
Lineage: Eukaryota; Metazoa; Chordata; Actinopteri; Perciformes; Anarhichadidae
Gene: eef1akmt1
Product: EEF1A lysine methyltransferase 1
Exons: 6
Coding region: 153-791 (212 amino acids)
Biological process (GO): methylation
Molecular function (GO): protein-lysine N-methyltransferase activity; nucleic acid binding
Source: RefSeq, a predicted model, not a curated record
GAGCUGGAGAAUGAAACAGUCUGGUCCCAGAUAGACGAACCGCGUAGCCGAGUAUUUUGUCCCUCGUCAGAUUCCGUAAUUCUCUGAAACUACGUCAUCAUUCCGCGACCAUUCCCACAUUCACAACAGCAGCUUUGGAGAGCUGAUCAGUCAUGAGCGACAGCAGCGACGACGACGACGUCCCGGCGCUGUCGGCUGAAGCUCUCUCCGCUCUGCAGGAGUUCUACAGCGAGACGAGCAGCUCGACGCCCGCGGACCGCUUCUCUGUGGGAGCCGUGCAGGAGGACUGGAGGAUGAGUCAGUUCUGGUACAGUGACGAGACGGCGACUCGGUUGGCUGAGGAGGUCGUACGAGAAGCUGGUGAAGGAGGAGAGGUGGCGUGUGUGAGCUCCCCCAGCGUGUACCAGAAGCUGAAGCAGGGCGUGGUGGUCGGCUCCGACCGGGUCACCGCCGUCGUGUUGGAGUUCGACCGCCGCUUCUCCGCUUACGGCGACGACUUCGUCUUCUACGACUACAACGAGCCGCUGCGUCUCGAGAACGUCGCCCCGAAGAGCUUCGACGUCGUCCUCGCCGACCCGCCGUACCUCUCCGAGGAAUGUCUGAGCAAAGUGUCCCAGACCGCCAAGUACCUGAGCAAAGGCAAGGUGCUGCUGUGUACAGGAGCCGUGAUGGAGAAACUGGCCAAAGAGCUUCUGGGCGUCACCAUGUGCAGCUUCCUCCCGGAACACAACAGAAACUUGUCCAACGACUUCCGCUGUUUUGUCAACUAUCCGUCUCGCCUGCUGUCCUGAAGCUCUCCGGCAUGAGCUCUGCUUCUGCACGGACGGUUUCCUGUUUCCUGUUUCCUGUCGGGGAGUCAAAGGGAAGCAUCGACUCCUGCGGAGGAAACGAGGAGUUCAAUUAAGAAAUGAACUCUGACCUGUGGAAAGAAUUGAGUCUGAUGACUCAAAGACUUCAUGACAGAAUGUUUGAUAACCGGCUGGCUUUCUACGAAAAUGAUUAUUUAACCCACGAAAAAUGAUUUUACAUAAAUUUUGGUUGAUAGUUUCAGACGGUAAUCAAGCAAAAAAAAAGCCAAAUAUUUCUCCAAAGUGUUUUAUAUCAUUUUAAAUUGUGUUUUGGACUUCGUGAUCUUCGGCUGUAGUAAACUAUGCGUCUCAGGUUUCACUAUUUCCUGACAUGUCACAGCUCUGUAUCGAUCUAUUGAUUAUUUAAUAUCAGUCAAUUAAAGGGGAACUACAUCUCCUGUUGGUCUUGAGAAUAAAUACCCCCUGGUGAUGUCAUGGUGAUGUCAUCAGGGUAGUUUGGAGACGACACGUUUCUAACACGAAGCCUGUGUGCGUUAUGGACCUGGGCAUCAGAAGGCUCUCACAGAAACACAUGUUAAACAGAUGCAUUGUGGGAAAUGUAGGAUCCAUCAGAAAUCUACACAAAUAAUGAAUAAGUUCGGCAUACUUUGGCCUCAUUUGCUUUGAUUGUGACCGUUCUUUUUAAUAAAAUCUGUGUCUUGUG